AUGGAAGACAACGGCCGGGGUGAAAGUUUGUGCAAAGUUUGCGGUGAUAAAGCGUCCGGAAAGCAUUAUGGAGUCCCGAGUUGCGACGGAUGUCGCGGCUUCUUCAAGCGGUCGAUCCGCAGGUAUGCAAGAAACCUCGAUUACGUUUGCAAGGAGAACGGGCGUUGUAUCGUGGACGUUUCUCGUCGUAAUCAAUGCCAGGCAUGUCGAUUUACCAAGUGCCUUCAGGUCAACAUGAAACGAGAUGCGGUGCAACACGAAAGAGCUCCACGAAAUACAUCGUCCCUGGUUGCAGCCGCAAGGAGAGGUCCCUCGGGAUUAUAUCCUGGAAUUCCACACGUUUAUCACGCAGCGAGCAACCCUUACCAUCCCCUUCUGUACCCUGCGCUGUUCCCUUUCAAGCCGACCAUGUCGGCUUUCACUCCGUCGGUCGCACAUUUUUUACCCCGUUCACCGACAACGGAAUCGUUGACAGUGAACGCUGCGAAAGAGGACGAAGUGACAAGUUCGGAGGAAGCUGGAUCGAUCGACGCUAGAAUCGAACCGAAGGAGGAGUUGGCAAGCGCUCGAUUAACACCGUCCAUCGCUAAUUCUGGAUCGACGGAAUACAACAUCUCCAGCUUCUCCAUCCUGCCCACGGAAAAUAUCUACGAAUUCGCCGCGAAAUUGCUCUUCUUUGCUGUCAGAUGGGCAAGAAGUAUCCAUUCCUUUUUGCAACUGCCCUACAGAGACCAGACUAUUCUACUGGAAGAAUCUUGGAGCGAGCUUUUCGUGCUCACAGCCGCGCAAUGGAAUUUCCCCGUGGAAGAGGCCACUCUGGUACCGAACGAUUUAUCAUCCGAAAGAAAGGAAACGCUGGUCGACGAGGCGAGGAAAUUGAGGGAAUUAUUGGGAAAAUGCGCUCUCCUCAGGGUCGAUCAUUCGGAAUACGCUUGCCUCAAGGCUAUAGUUCUUUUCAAAGGGGAGUCGCGAGGGCUCUGCGAACCGGGACGAAUAACGGCGUUACAGGAGCAGACGGUAGCCGUGUUUUGCGAAAGGGAUGCGCGAAGAGUUGGACGACUUUUACUGCUGUUACCCUCUGCGCGAGCACUCUGCCGGUCAACCCUUCAGGAAUUGCUGUUCAAACCGACAGUAGGGGAUGUUAGCGUGGAACGAUUGUUGGGCGACAUGGUCAGCGCUCUCAGACCGACAUAA
Molecule: messenger RNA, 1194 nt
Organism: Apis laboriosa (Himalayan honeybee)
Lineage: Eukaryota; Metazoa; Arthropoda; Insecta; Hymenoptera; Apidae
Product: protein dissatisfaction-like
Exons: 7
Coding region: 1-1194 (397 amino acids)
Biological process (GO): regulation of transcription by RNA polymerase II; cell differentiation; anatomical structure development
Molecular function (GO): zinc ion binding; nuclear receptor activity; RNA polymerase II cis-regulatory region sequence-specific DNA binding
Source: RefSeq, a predicted model, not a curated record